Molecule: messenger RNA, 1377 nt
Organism: Aspergillus nidulans FGSC A4
Lineage: Eukaryota; Fungi; Ascomycota; Eurotiomycetes; Eurotiales; Aspergillaceae
Product: acyl-CoA dehydrogenase family protein
Exons: 3
Coding region: 1-1377 (458 amino acids)
Molecular function (GO): flavin adenine dinucleotide binding; oxidoreductase activity, acting on the CH-CH group of donors
Source: RefSeq, a predicted model, not a curated record
AUGAAUUUCGAAUAUCCUCCUGACCUGGUCGCCCAUCUCGCCUCCCUCGACUCCUUCAUCCGCUCCACCAUCCUCCCCCUCCAGCACCAAGACGACAACAACCGCUUCUUCGACCACCGCCGCGAGUAUGCCCGAACAAACUGGGAAAAAGGCGGCCUGCCGCGCAAAGAAUGGGAGGAGCUCCUAAACAAAGCCCGUGUCCUCGCUGACGCCGCUGGAUUCUACCGCUUCGCCCUCCCCAAGAUCUACGGCGGGACAUCGCACCCCCGUACAAACCUUUAUAUGUCCGCAAUUCGCUUCCAUCUGGCCUCGCACCCUGUCUACGGAGGCGGCCUGGGCCUCGCAAACGACCUGCAGAAUGAGCACAGCAUAGUCGGCAAUUUUCCCGACCUGUUCAUGUUGCACCAUUUCGGGUCCGAGGAACAGAAACGCACACUGAUACCCGCCCGACUCUGCGGUGAAUUCCGAACGACAUUCGGCCUCACCGAACCCGAUCACGGUAGCGACGCGACGUUCAUGUCGACCGUUGCCCAGCGCAAGCGCAACAGUGACGGUGUGGAAGGAUGGGAGAUCAACGGGAGCAAGAAAUGGCAGACGGGGGCGCACCACUGUACGCAUAUGAUCAUCUUCGCGCGGACGAGCGGUGAAUCGGGAUCGGCGCGCGGUAUAACAGCGUUCCUUGUCCCAGCCCACACCAAAGGGAUCGAGGUUACGAGCUACGAGUGGACGUUCAAUAUGCCGACGGACCAUGCGACUGUGACCCUGAAUGGCGUCUUUGUCCCCCACAGCGCCAUCCUAGGGAAGCUGGAUAACGGCCUCGCAAUUGCGCAGACGUUCGUUCAUGAGAACCGCAUCCGACAAGCGGCGAGUUCGUGCGGCGCCGCAAAAUACUGUCUUGACAGGGCGAUUGAGCGUGCGAAUUCGAGAACCAUCUGGGGCGAGGGGCGGAAGUUGUCUGAGCACCAGGGCAUUCAGUUCCCAGUUGUGGAGCUCAUGACCCAAGUCGAGAUGUUAAGGCUGCUGAUUCUGCGCACGAGCGUGCGGAUGGACGAUAUUGUGUCUGAGUGUGAGAAGACGGGCGGUAAGGAUGUGCCCUGGGUCCGGAUUGAAAAGGAGUUGAGCGGGGAGGUUGCCAUGUGCAAUUACUGGGCCAAUCGGUUGGCGUGUCAGGCGGCAGACCGGGCGAUUCAGAUUCAUGGCGGCGACGGCUACUCAAGACAUUACCCCUUCGAGCACAUCUACCGGCAUUUCAGAAGAUAUCGUAUUACGGAGGGGUCAGAGGAGAUCCAGAUACGUAAGGUGGCAGCUUACUUGUUUGGUGUGAAGGGGAAGGGUAGUAAGCAGCCACAGGGAGAGAACGAAAAGGGAAAGUUGUAA